Messenger RNA from Gadus macrocephalus (Pacific cod), 3795 nucleotides. Its product is annotated as WAP, Kazal, immunoglobulin, Kunitz and NTR domain-containing protein 2-like. The transcript is spliced from 3 exons. The coding region runs from base 1132 to 2928 and encodes 598 amino acids. Gene Ontology annotation, cellular component: extracellular region. Gene Ontology annotation, molecular function: protein binding; serine-type endopeptidase inhibitor activity. The record is from RefSeq and is a predicted model, not a curated record. NCBI's taxonomy places the organism in Eukaryota, Metazoa, Chordata, Actinopteri, Gadiformes, Gadidae.
GCUGUUUAAUGUGCUGCCAUUCUGAGUCCGCAACGCAGUUUAAUUGCUUGAUUGCUCUUUUUUUUUAACAAGCGAACGAUAAGAAGAAGACAUCUAGAACAUCUGACUUUAAACUGAUUAUUUGGUAUUCAAGACAUUCCUUUGUUCUUCGUUCAUUUACCUUACUGAGGCUGGCACUUUUAUCCGAUUAAACCUGAGAAACGAAUUCUUGAAACUUUAUUUGAAUAGUAUUUUCAUUCCUUAUUAGUUAAUAGCGCUCAUUCAAAAAUGCACUGGAUUUAAUACCUUGUGGUUUAUGCUUCAAUAUUCUGAUGUGAACUAGGGAUUUGAUAAUAUGAUAAUUUGUUUCCUUAUUAAGAAUUGUGUGAAAUAAUAAUUGUAAUCACAAUAAUCAUACUAAUAAUUCACAAUAAAAAAAAUAUAUAAAUAUAUAUAAUUUAUUUGAAAUGGUUAGUUAUUUAGUGAAUUAAAAUGAAGUAAUCUUUGACGCCCUAUUCACAUACAAUUCAGUCCAUCAGUUGAACCGAUUGAACCUAAUUCAAAGAAUUUCCCAUGCAUUAAAAAAAUAGUCGCUCCACCUAUCCAAUAAUAUUCCCUAACUUCAGAUCAAUAAACAGCCGCUCUGUUCCAGAGCGCUUCAGGCGCCGCAGCAGAGUCUCCACCAGCAGCAACGUGCUGACGCCCAGCCGCCAGGGAAGGGUUAAUAAUCCCUUUAGCAGGCAGGUGCCCCGCUGUGAGCCCCGAGCGCAUCAAAGUACCUCAAAAGUUCUUUCAACAACUCCAAGGCGAUCCAUAACUGUCAUUACCAGUUAGGAUGCCUGGCCAGCUAUGUUAGCAGUGGUUCUGCAUUGGGCGCUUGGAGAUCUUUCCUUUUUUUCCUUUACUCACGCAAAGUAUAAAUAGGAGAAUCCCUGUUGUAGUUGAAAUUAAGUGAUCAACCGAAGGGGAGCGACGGACCUCCAUCUGCCCCAUCGGAGCUCUUGGUUCCCAAGGCGGACACGUGAUGCGUCUUGAUGCUGGUUGUCUGAUUAAACCCAUACAUCUGGCUUACAUCUCCGACCAUUAACCGCUGGGUCCGAGCCGGUGAGUCAGAGCGUUUCUCCACUCGCUGCGUUCAGCCUCACGCUGGCCAUGUGGUGGAUGCUGUUCCCUCGGUGGAUAUGGUUCUUGGCGUACCUUUGCGCGUGGAUGGACCCUCACGCCACAGCGAUGCCUCGUGCAGCCCCUUCACAUGCCGGCAUCUGCCCCAACGAGAUGAACCCCAACCUCUGGGUGGACGCGAUGAGCACUUGCACCCGAGAGUGUGAACACGAUCAGGCGUGCGAGAGCUUCGAGAGGUGCUGCUCCAACGUGUGCGGCACCCGGAGCUGCGUGGCGGCGCGUCACGUCGACGCCAACAAGGGCCCCGUGGGCGCCCCCCAGGGGCCCACCUGCGCCGGCUCCACCUGCCCCCAGCAGGGCUCCACCUGUGACAUCUGGGACGGCCAGCCGGUGUGCCGGUGCCUGGACCGCUGCGAGCGCGAGCCGCUGUUCACCUGCGCCUCCGACGGCAUGACGUACUACAACCUGUGCUACAUGGACGCCGAGGCCUGCUCCAAGGGCAUCAGCCUCUCCGUGGUCACCUGCCGCUUCCACCUCACCUGGCCCAGCACCAGCCCCUCGCUGGCCCCCCGCACCACGCUGCGGCCCACCACCGCCACCCUGCCCGCCACCACGGCCCCGCCCGCCCCCCCCGCCCGGCCCCAGCCGCCCGUGCUGCUCAGCGGCCCCGUGCACCAGGCGGUGGGCGUCGGCGACACGGCCAGCUUCCUGUGCGACGUGGGGGGGCGGCCGCGGCCCGCCAUCACCUGGGAGAGGCGGCGGGACCCGGUGGGGGGGGGCGGCGCCGAGCGCGUCCCGCUGGGACCCAACACCGUGCGGGGCAACAUGGUGGUCACCAACAUCGGACAGCUGGUCGUCUACAACUCCCAGCCGGGGGACUCGGGGGUGUACACCUGCACGGCGGAGAGCCCCCUGGGCUCGGUGGCGGCCAACCACACCCUCACCGUGCUGCCCAGCCAGCCCCCCGCCGCCGCCGCCGCCGCCGCCGCCGAGAACGUUAGCCGCUGUCUGCCCGAGGCCUGCGUCAGGCCCCCCGGGGCCCCUGGGAACAGCAGCGGUGCGGCGGACUGCGGGGGCGACCAGGCGGAAGUCGUCUGGUACUACGAGCCCGCCAGCAACAGCUGCCUCUCCCUGACCUCCUGCCCCAGCGAGGGCCCCAGCCCGCCCCAGGGGCCCCGGGGGCCCCGGGUGUUCCAGAGCUUCGAGGAGUGCAUGCGGUGCUGCGGCCCCGAGCUCUCCGGCCCCUGCGGGCUCCCCAGACUGCAGGGGCCCUGCAAGGCGUACGAGCCGCGCUGGGCCUACAGCGCCGCGCUGCUGCAGUGCCAGUCCUUCAUCUACGGCGGCUGCCACGGCAACGACAACAACUUUGAGUCCAAGGAGGCGUGCGAGGAGAUGUGCCCCUUCCCCAGGAACCACCACUGCAAGGCCUGCCGCUCCCGGGGUCGCAUGGUGACCAGCUUCUGCCGCAGCGACUUUGUGAUCCUGGGCCGCAUGACGGAGCUGACGGAGGACGGGGACUCGGGCCACGCCCUGGUGGCCAUCGAGGAGAUCCUGAAGGACGACAAGAUGGGGCUGCACUUCUUCGGCCGCGAGCCCCUGGAGGUGACCUUCGCGGGCAUGGACUGGAGCUGCCCCUGCCCCAACGUGAGGGGGGCGGCGGCCGAGGGCCAGGUCAUCGUCAUGGGCCACGUCAGCGAGGGCGCGGCCGUGCUGCGGCCAGAGAGCUACGUGGGGGCGUCCAGCCCGCGCCGCCUACGGAAGCUGCGGGAGGUCAUCUCCAAGAACACGUGUGACAUUCUGAAGGACAUCACCAACAGCCCGCAGUGAGGAGGCCGCUAGCAGCCGGAGAGUCCUGCCCCCACGCCGGAGCUCAAAAUAACACAUCUCUAUGUUGUUUUAGGAGCUUAUUUUGUUAUUUUGUUUUUUAAUGUGACCUUUACAUUAACAUUUACAUUAACAUUUACAUUUAAGGCAUUUAGCAGACGCUUUUAUCCAAAGCGACUUAGAAUAAGUGCAGAAGUCGGAAGAAAGAGAAACAAUCUGUGGGUACACUAAGGAUGUUCAUAGAACCAAGUGCCAGACACUAACAAUCACUAAGUUAUCCCAUUCCCCGUAUACAACAGAGACAGCUAGGAUAAGAUGCUACACAAUGCUAAGUACUAUUUGGACUAUGAACUAAGGACUUUGAUCAACUCUCGCGGUGGAAGAGAUUUUCUGUUUCUGUUUUUGGGUUUCCUCACAGUUGUGGUUUAUUGAAAUACUGUGUUGGCGACACCGCUCAGUCGCACUCUUUUUAUGAAACCCUGGUUGUUUUGAUAACUGUGCGCUGCAUUAAACACUUCAAAGUCUGAACCCGUUGGCUGUCUAAUACAGAUGGCUUCAUUAUGGCCCACACACACAGUGUUCAGGAGGAUAGGUUUGUGCACAUGGAUAAAUUGUAAUUUAUUUUAUUAAUCUGCAUUCAUUAUAUUGCAGGCUUUUUGUGUGAUGCUUUGAUGUCAUUGCUUGUUAUUUGUAUUUUUUGUUGCUAUUUAUGAUUAAAAACUGUCUCUGAUUUUGAACUUUGCGCCCCUCGUCUUUUUAAGUUUGAAGAAGUGUUGGGUUUUCUACUCUGUUAGUACUUCUAUGUUCAUCAUUUUGAAAAUAAAGAUUUUCCCUCUUUCUUCUAAUUCCAUCUUUUAUUUCUCUCAUCAU